CGGCGACGGAUCCCAGUCGCGCGCUGAGUAGGGAGUGGGCGCUGUGGGGAAGGGCAGGUGAUGCGGCAUGGUUCUAGGGGACUUGGUUUGGGGAAAGGAAAGAAUAACAAGUCCCUGGGUCCAAAUCCCCCCACUUAGGCCUGCUUUUCAUUCAUUUUAUUUAUUCAUGGGGUACCGCCCUACGCCAUAGAAGCAAGGAAGCUAAAGCGGACAGGAGGAAAAAUAAGUGAACCAAGUCACUAUAGGCACAGGAUGCUUUGCAGAUAAUAAUGAAGAGUGAUGGGGUUGCUUUCAGGCUCAGAUGGCCUCCCGACACAUCACCCAAGAGACCUUUGAUGCGGCGGUGUGCGAGAACAUGGAGGAGUUCGAGAUGGGGCCAGAGGAGGCCGUGAAGGAGGCUGUGGAGCAGUUUGAGUUGCAAGGCGUGGAUCUGAGCACCAUUGUGAAGGUGGCAGCCAAGGCCUCUGCUGAUGGGGCCCUGGGGCCCACACAUGCUGUGGGGCAGGCCCUGGAUGACUUGCAGGAGGCCGUGGCUGGCUCGCAUCCCCGGGAGGUGUCAGCCCACCUGGCCCGCAUCUGCGAGCAAUGCUGUGAGGACAGGGCCUGCCGCUUCCUGGCGGCCCAGAAGGGGGCCUACCCUGCCAUCCUGGCCGCCUGCAAGCUGGCAGCCGCGGGCGAUCAGGGCCUCCUGCUGCAGGCCCUUGGUGCCCUGGCAGCACUCACCGAUGGCCAGCCUGACCUCCUGGAUGCCGAAGGCCUGCAGCUGCUGGUGGCCACACUGGCUCAGAACACUGAAGAGGCUGCCCUGACCUGUGCUGGGAUCCGCUGCGUGCGCCAUGCCUCCCUGAAGCAUGAACAGAACCGGCAGGCCCUGGUGAAGGCUGGAGUGCUGCCCCUGCUGACAGGCGCCAUCGCCCGGCACGGCCGCCACACCGACGUGGUCAGGGAGGCCUGUGGGGCCCUGCGCGUCAUGACCUUCGACGACGACAUCCGUGUGCCCUUCGGCCGUGCUCAUGACCAUGCCAAGAUGAUCGUACAGGAAAAUCAAGGCUUAAAGGUCCUUAUCAACGCAGCCAAAGCCUUCUCAGACCACCCAGGGGUCCUGGGUGAGCUCUGCAGCACCCUGGCCCGCUUGGCCGUGCGCAAUGAGUUCUGCCAGGAGGUGGUGGACCUUGGGGGCCUUGACGUCCUGGUGACCCAGCUGGCCAGCUGCAAUGACCACCAGGACCUUGUGAAGCAGGUGCUAAGUGCCUUGCGGGCCAUCGCGGGCAAUGAUGAUGUGAAAGAUGCCAUUGUCCGUGCCGGUGGGACGGAGGCUAUCGUGGCUGCCAUGGCCCAACACCUGGCCAGCCCCCAGGUGUGCGAGCAGAGCUGUGCAGCCCUGUGCGUGCUGGCGCUGCGCAAGCCGGAGAAUAGCCGGGUCAUCGUGGAGGGUGGUGGUGCCCUGGCGGCCCUGCGAGCCAUGAAGACACACCCUCAGGAGGCGGGCGUGCAGAAACAGGCCUGCAUGCUCAUCCGCAACCUGGUGUCCAGGAGCCAGGCCUUCUCCAAGCCCAUCCUGGACCUGGGCGCCGAGGUGCUCAUCACGCAGGCGCGGGCGGCCCACCAGGACUGCGAGGAUGUGGCCAAGGCUGCCUUGCGGGACCUGGGCUGCCACGUUGAGCUCCGGGAGCUGUGGACCGGCCAGAAGGGUGACCUGGCACCGUGACCCCAGCCUGGGGUGGCUGUAGUCUGGUGGAGUCACGUGACUUGGGAGCACUCACCUCCCUGCCCCAUUGUUCUGUCAUUGCCAUGAGCACAUUACGGGCAGGCACUGGAGGGGAGGCGUUAAAUGGCCUAGUGCAGGGCCCCCCUCCCUGGGCCCCGACAACUGGGUGGGACAUCACUGUGCUGCCCCUCUGGUGUCGCAGAGCCCGUCUGAGCAUUUCUCAGGGGCAAAGCCACAUCACCCGCCCGACUCCUGGCACUUGGCAGCCUCUGGCUCAGUUCCUGGCACUGCUGCCAUGGGCCCCUGGGACCUGCUCUGGGUUUCUCACCUGUACAUGGGUCUCCAGUGCCUGGCUCCUCUCAAAGCGGCACAAUGUCUGAUAAUAAAGGUCGUCUCUGGA
This is a messenger RNA of Octodon degus (degu), 2108 nucleotides long. RefSeq names its product armadillo repeat containing 6 (gene Armc6). Lineage: Eukaryota; Metazoa; Chordata; Mammalia; Rodentia; Octodontidae. The coding region runs from base 302 to 1708 and encodes 468 amino acids. Gene Ontology annotation, molecular function: protein binding. Gene Ontology annotation, biological process: hematopoietic progenitor cell differentiation. The transcript is spliced from 8 exons. The record is from RefSeq and is a predicted model, not a curated record.